This is a messenger RNA of Coccinella septempunctata (seven-spotted ladybird), 1553 nucleotides long. RefSeq names its product GDP-fucose protein O-fucosyltransferase 2. The record is from RefSeq and is a predicted model, not a curated record. Gene Ontology annotation, biological process: protein O-linked glycosylation via fucose. The coding region runs from base 103 to 1410 and encodes 435 amino acids. NCBI's taxonomy places the organism in Eukaryota, Metazoa, Arthropoda, Insecta, Coleoptera, Coccinellidae. Gene Ontology annotation, molecular function: peptide-O-fucosyltransferase activity. The transcript is spliced from 6 exons.
AAACAAACAGACAUAACCAUUAAUUUUUAUUUCCGACAGCUGAAAAUUUAAUUAUUUUAUCAAAUUCAGGAUAUUUCGCCUACCAAAUACGCUCGACUAUCCAUGAAUGAAUAUAUCAUUGUACUCUAUUUUUUUAUUUUUCUCAUUCAAAAUACAGUUGCUUACAGAGAAUAUGAAAUAGAUCAAGAGGUUUGUUUCAAAGAGGAAGGUUCCUUUCAUAACGAUUGCUCUCAAAUAGAAAAUAAUAACGAAAGGUAUAUUUUUUAUGAUGUCAAUCCCUCAGAGGGAUUCAAUUUGAGGAGAGAUGUGUACAGGAGGUUUGCGGUACUGGCAAGGCACUUGGCCAACUCCAAUAAUCCAAAACUGAAAAAUUUCAAGUUGGUUUUACCGCCAUGGUCCCAUUUGUAUCACUGGACUUAUUCAGAUGAGGCAGAAUUAAUACCAUGGGGAUAUUAUUUCGAUGUAUCCAGCCUGAAAGCAUUUGCUCCAGUAAUAGAAAUGUAUGAAUUUUUUCAAGAACAACAUAAACCUGGUAAACAUUUGACCAUAAUUGAUGAAGUUUAUGUGAUGAAAAAUUGGGAUGAAAUGAUGAGAUCUGGUAACUUUAUAAACAAAUUGGAAGUUUUAAAAUGCGAUCAAAAAGAGCCAAUUUCUUAUUUUUACUAUACAAAUGUUACCUCCAAUAAUGUUAAAUGCAUGAGAUUUCAUGGUCCUUCAACACUUUUGACUGAAAUUCUUGCAGCAUCUUCAGCAAAAACUAUUCUCUUUGCACAUGCUGAAGUCGCUCUUCAUCCAACUUUUGGAGAUUCACUUUAUUGGACUGCUAGAAGAAGCUUAAGAUACAAUAAGGAAAUGAAAGCUGUUGCUAAUGCCUUUAGAGAAAGACAUUUAUCGUCUACAAAUGAAGCAGAUAACAUUCAUUUAGCUGAUAAUUGGCAAGAUGAUAAGCCUAGAAGAAACGCUACAGGAGGACCAUAUUUAGCAGUCCAUAUGAGAAGAAGGGAUUUUUUUUUUGGGCGUCCUAGAGAGUUGCCCACAAUAGAGUUCGUAGCCAAGCAAAUUUCAAUGAAUCUCCAAAAGCUUGGCUUGUCAGUAGUGUUCCUAGCUACAGAUGCUCCACCAUCAGAUGUGGAAGCUUUAAAAUACUAUCUACCCAAAAACGUAAUUCUUGUGAAGUUUACUCCAGAAACAAGAUUUGUUGAGCACUAUAAAGAUGGUGGCACCGCCAUCAUAGACCAAUUACUUUGCGCUCAUGCUAGAUACUUUAUAGGUACAGGGGAAAGUACAUUCACCUUCAGAAUUUUUGAGGAGAGGGAAAUAUUAGGUUUUCCACAAGAGGCUACAUUCAACAUAUUAUGUGCCAAUGAAAAUAACUGUAAAAAACCUACAGUUUGGAAAAUCGUGUAUUAAUUCAUUUUACUAAUGUAACAAAAAUUUUAACUAGUCAGGAUAUACAAUCUCCUACUUUAAUAUGCAGUUCUUUAUUUUUCCAUAUACUCCAGUGUUAAUGACAAUAAUAACAUUAAUUUUUUAAUAAAAAUUCCAAAACUUCA